AUGCUUUGCAGCAGACGAGUCCGUUCCCAUGAUUCAUCACUCACAAAUUUGAAUGCCUACAAUCAAAAUUGUCAAGUAAGAGUGCAUAUCGACCAUCAACAAUUUAAAACCCUUAAGUGUGAGAGUUAACAUCAAAUCGAUUAAAAAAAGUUUUGUCCUUUUUUUCAUGAUGAAUCUGACCGAAGACGCGAUCUUAAGGAGCAAUCAUACUAGUAAAUAGGAAUAACAAUUAUUUUUUUUAUUUAUAGAUGCUAAUUGUGUCCAUAAGCAAAUAAAUGCCCAAGAGGAGAUUAGUGCUAAUGGUCUCACAAUAAGGUUGAGCAAGUCUAUCACCCAAAUCGAUAUAAAACAAAAUAUUGUACUCAUUUAAAGGAUUGUGAAUAUGGGGUUUACUGCUCAUUUGCUCAUUCGGAGCAAGAGUUAAUUAUCCCAGUAAAAUUGGAUGGAAUGGUUUAAGAUAAAAAUUUUUGGCUGUAUCAAUAUAAAACAGUGUGGUGUCCUCAUACGGUCAAUCAUGAUAGAGCAUCUUGUGUAUAUGCUCACAAUGCUUAGGAUUUUAGAAGAGAUCCAAAAAUAUUGCAGCCAAAAGAAUGUCCUCAUUGGAACAAAACAAAUCAAAUUUUAAAUUAUGACAAGGGAGGAUGUCCAGAUUAAGAAGCCUGCCAAUAUUGUCAUGGAUGGAAGGAGUACGAAUACCACCCUUUGAUCUAUAAAACUAAGCCUUGUACAUAGUAGAGCUGUUCGAAGAAAUAAGGAGAAUGUGCUUUCUUUCAUUCUGAAUAGGAGAAAAGGGUGCGCAAGUAAGUUGCAGAAAACUCUUGGGUUAUUGAAGAACCCAACAUUCAUCUAGAAGCGAAAAGACAGCCCUACAAAAACACCUCAAAUUAUUCGGGGCCUAUCAUACCCAAUUAUAUUCCUUAAGAUUACUAGAACAGGGAGAAGAUGGAAAUAGGAUAACCCUUUUGUUAAUAGUCACUCACCAACACUAAAACUUCUGAUUCUCAAUCUAGAAGAGGUUCUGAUUUUUCAGAUGGUUACAAAACACAAAAGAAGAAACUCAAUAGUUAAUAACAACAAUAUUAAUCUCAAAAAAAGCCUCGCACUGCUCCUGUUACUCCAGACCAAAAAUAGUUAAUGGGUAGCAAUUACACUAUGAAAAUACAAAAUAAUGUACAAACUAAUUCUUAUCUUACUUAUUCGAAAAAACUCUAUGAAGAAAUUUUGAAGUUACAAGAAGGAGAGUAUAUCUAUAAGAUUCUCUAAGGUUUCAAAAUAUAAGAGAAGAGGCUUAUGUAGAUGAGUGAUGAGUAAAUCCAGGAACUCAAUCUCACUGAGCAUCAAAUAACUCAACUUAUUUAGGCAUUAACAGCCAUAAAAUAAGAACAAAGAUAUGAUGAAACUUGUGGAGAUGAAAUUCUUAGUUUGAUUUCAAACUAAGGCAAAUUUUGAAAUUUUCAAUAUACAUAAAUAUGACCAAAAAUCAAUUUUUCCAAA
Paramecium tetraurelia is the source of this 1494-nucleotide messenger RNA. RefSeq lists its product as uncharacterized. The transcript is spliced from 4 exons. The record is from RefSeq and is a predicted model, not a curated record. Gene Ontology annotation, molecular function: metal ion binding. NCBI's taxonomy places the organism in Eukaryota, Ciliophora, Oligohymenophorea, Peniculida, Parameciidae.